This is a messenger RNA of Macrosiphum euphorbiae (potato aphid), 447 nucleotides long. NCBI's taxonomy places the organism in Eukaryota, Metazoa, Arthropoda, Insecta, Hemiptera, Aphididae. The record is from the annotation of a GenBank genome assembly.
AUGCAGGGAACCAUCAAUUUACACUGCACACCUAUUGAAGAAGUCAAAUCAUUUUGCUACUUAGGUAACCAUAAUAUAACGCAAGAUAAUAAAUACCCUACAGAAAUAAAGAGAAGAAUAGCUUUGGCGAAGCAAGCUUUCACUAAGAAACAAAAUCUUUUAACAAGCAGACACUUAUCAAUAAAAAUUAGAAAGCUUUUUAUUAAAAUGUAUGUUUGGAGUGUAGCGUCAUACGAUAGUGAGACAUGGACUUUAAGCACUCUAGAUAAAAGAAGAAUGGAAGCAUUAGAGAUGUGGACAUGGAGGAAAAUGAUGAAGAUUAGCUGGAGAGAAAGGAAAUCGAACAUAGAAGUGUUAAAUAUGAUAGAAGAACCAAGAAAAAUUAUCAAAAUGAUGGAAAUAAGAAAAGCCAAGUAUUUCGGACACAUUAUGAGACAUAACACGUAA